AUGUCUGAAGGCUUUGGCAGUGGGCGACGAGGGAGCCGACGAGGACGCCGAGAGACGACUGCCCUGUACGAGACAACUUUCCCUGUUCCUUCUCUAUCUUUUUUCUUUCGUUCUUUCUUUUUCUUUCUUCCUUCAGAUUUAUAUUCAUCUAUCUAUUACUCUUUCAAACCAGGUAACAACAUUUCUUUUGCUAAGAGAUAUUUGAUUGAACAUUUCAGUUCUUCACAUCUAUCUAUCUAUCUAUCUAUCUAUCUAUCUAUCUAUCUAUCUAUCUAUCUAACUAUUGAUGCAAAGAUUGUCUUUCUUGUAGCGUUGUCAUUAUCGCUAGCCAUUUAUCUCUUUUCUUGCAACAAAGUAUAUUUCUUCUCCCUUCCUUUUCGUGUACGCUAUUGUCUUUCUUUCUUUCUUUCUUUCUUUCUUUCUUUCUUUCUUUCUUUCUUUCUUUCUUCUUGCAACCCCGUAUCUUUCUUCUUCAUUCCCUUUCCGUCUACUCUAUCGUUUUUCUUUCUUUCUUUCUUUCUUUCUUUCUUUCUUUCUUUCUUGUUAUUUCUUGGAGCCUACUCUUCUUUCUUUCUUUCUUUCUUUCUUUCUUUCUUUCUUUCUUGCAACCCCGUAUGUUUCUUCUUCAUUCCCUUUCCGUCUACUCUAUCGUUUUUUUUUUUCCUUCUUUCUUUUCUUUCUUUCUUUCUUUCUUUCUCUUUCUUUCUUGCAACCCUGUAUAUUUCUUCUUCAUUUCCCUUUCCGUUUUCUUCUUUCUUUCGUUUUUUCUUUCAUUCUUUCUUUCAUUCUUUCUUUCUUUCUUUUUUCUUGCAACCCCGUAUAUUUCUUCUUCAUUUCCUUUCCGUCUACUCUAUCGUUUUUUUCUUUCUUUCUUUCUUUCUUUCUUUCUUUCUUUUUUCUUUCUUUCUUUCUUUCUUUCUUUCUUUCCCCGUAUCUUUCUUCUUCAUUCCCUUUCUUCUUCGUUUUUUUUCUUUCUUUCUUUCUUUUUCUUUCUUUCUUUCUUUCUUUCUUUCUUUCUUUCUUUCUUUUUCUUUCUUGCAACCCUGUAUAUUUCUUCUUCAUUCCCUUUCCGUCUUCUCUAUCGUUUUUCUUUCUUUCUUUCAUUCUUUCUUUCUUUCUUUCUUUCUUUCUUUCUUUCUUGCAACCCCGUAUAUUUCUUCUUCAUUCCCUUUCCGUCUACUCUAUCGUUUUUCUUUCUUUCUUUCUUUCUUUCUUUCUUUCUUUCUUUCUUUCUUUCUUUCUUUCUUGCAACCCUGUAUAUUUCUUCUUCAUUCCCUUUCCGUCUUCUCUAUCGUUUUUCUUUCUUUCUUUCAUUCUUUCUUUCUUUCUUUCUUUCUUUCUUUCUUUCUUUCUUUCUUGCAACCCCGUAUAUUUCUUCUUCAUUCCCUUUCCGUCGACUCUAUCGUUUUUCUUUCUUUCUUUCUUUCUUUCUUUCUUUCUUUCUUUCUUGCAACCCUGUAUAUUUCUUCUUCAUUCCCUUUCCGUCUUCUCUAUCGUUUUUCUUUCUUUCUUUCAUUCUUUCUUUCUUUCUUUCUUUCUUUCUUUCUUUCUUGCAACCCCGUAUAUUUCUUCUUCAUUCCCUUUCCGUCUACUCUAUCGUUUUUCUUUCUUUCUUUCUUUCUUUCUUUCUUUCUUUCUUUCUUUCUUUCUUUCUAUUUAUUUUCUAUCUUUUCAAGAGUUAAUUUCUCAUUACUUUUAAUCUUUUUAUUCCUUCUUUCUUCAGUGUAUUUCUUUUUCAUUCUUUUCAAUUCUUUUUUCCUUCCUUCCUUCUUUCUUUAUUUCUUCUAUUUCAUUGUCUUUCUUUCAUUCACAUUAUUUUCAAAAUUUUCAAUUGUUUCUUCUUUAUCUGUCUAUAUUUCUGUGAUGAGGUAUUCUUCAGAUACCUGCCUUCGUUGUGUAUUUUUUUCUCGUUAUUUUCUUUCUUUCCAUUUGUUUGUUUAUUUGUUUGUUUGUUUCUUUCUCAUUAUAUUCCUCCUUUUUAAUUCUUUAAUUCUCUUUAUUUUCAUUCCCUUCAAUUUUUCUUUUUUCUUUUUUUUUCUUUCUUUCGUUCUUUCUUUUACGGGUUUAUCUUUCUUUCUCAUUAUUUUCCUUCUUUUCUAUACUUUAUUUUCAAUCCCUUUAAUUCUUUCUUUCUUUCUUUCUUUCUUUCUUUCUUUCUUUCUUUUCUUUCUUUCUUCCAACACUUUAUUUUCAAACCCUUCGAUUUUUCUUUCUUUUUUUCUUUGUUUCUUUUUUCUUUCCUUGUUUCUUUCUUUGUUUGUUUCUUUGUUUUUUUCUUUGUUUCUUUCUUUCUUUCUUUCUUCCAAGUACGGCAUUAUCUUUCUUUCUUUCUCAUUAUAUUCCUCUUUUUCAACACUUUAUUUUCAAACCCUUCGAUUUUUCUUUCUUUCUUUCUUUCUUUUUUCUUUCUUUCUUUCUUUCUUUCUUUCUUUCUUUCUUGUACGGUAUUAUCUUUCUUUCGUUCUCAUUAUUUUCUUUCUUCUAAAUUCUUUCUUUUUCGUUACUUUCAAUUAUUUCUUUCUCUCUCUCUUUCUUUCUUUCUUUCUUGUACGAUAUUAUCCAUUUUCUUUCUUUCUUAUUAUUUUCUUUCUUUUAAAUUCUUUCUUUUUUAUUAUUUUCAAUUAUUUCUUUCUUUCUUUUCCUUUCUUUCUUUCUUUUUUCUUUCUUUCUUUCUACCUUCUAUUGUAUUAUCCUUUUUCUUUUUUUCUUUUUCAAUAUUUUCUUUCUUUUCAAUAG
Molecule: messenger RNA, 2736 nt
Organism: Acanthosepion pharaonis
Lineage: Eukaryota; Metazoa; Mollusca; Cephalopoda; Sepiida; Sepiidae
Source: the annotation of a GenBank genome assembly